AUGGCCAAAAGACUACAGGAAUAUGUUAAAUAUACCAUUAAAGAAUUGGAUGAAUAUGUCCAAACAGAAGGAUCGUGUGUCCACAAAAUAAAUACCAAUUUACACUUGUCCAUGGGUCCGUUUUGUUUAGCUGACUUUAAGCAUGUACUUAUGGCACAUAUUGUCCGUAACAAGGUGGGCAGCUAUGAUGUACAAUUGGAUGGUAUUGUGUUGGAUGUGAAGAAAGUUAAGGUGUUGGGUAAUACUGGUGCCCUACGGGCUGAUGAUCCCCGGAUACAUGUAAACAUCAAUGCUGAUGUAUAUGUUUUCAAACCCACCGAGGGCGCAGUGCUGACGGGAGUUGUGAAACACAUUGCUGCCCAACAUGUUGGUGUGGUGCUGUAUCGAGUUUUUAAUGCCAAUCUGAGAGUGGGCCACAAAGUGAACAAGGAGGAAAUACAAAUGGAUCAAGAAGUUAAAUUUCGCAUUAAUAAAUAUAAUUUACAAAAUGUAUUUCCAUACAUUGAUGGAGAAUUGCUGAUGGCCAAUGGAGAAGCUAUUAGCCACAAAGGGAAAAAAAUCGUUUUUAAAGAUAACGAAAAUGAUAAUGGCGAUUCUGGUAUAGAAGAAAAGGAAGGCGGCAUACAAGAACUGGAUGAACUGAUAUCGAUAAUCAAAGCCGAAGAACCUGAAGUUAUGGAACAGAGCAUAACUGCCGCCACCAAGAAAUCUUCAAAGAAAUCCAAGAAAACUCCAAAAGAAAAUGGAACAACUAAUGAAAAUAGUGAGGAAACGCCUGCCAAAAAAUCUUCAAAGAAACGUAAAAUCUCAAGUUCUUUGAAUUCCUCUACGGUGGAUUCCAAUUCCGAGGAAACAACUGUAUUAACACCGAAAAAGAUUAAAAAAGAAAAGGUGAAAAGUGAAGAUGAAAGUAUAGCAGCGACACCAGCUAAGACAUCCCUCCAAAUUAAAGCAGAAAGUUCUGAUUCAGAUGACUGA
Musca vetustissima is the source of this 978-nucleotide messenger RNA. RefSeq names its product DNA-directed RNA polymerase I subunit RPA43 (gene Polr1F). The transcript has 2 exons. Bases 1 to 978 code for a protein of 325 amino acids. The record is from RefSeq and is a predicted model, not a curated record. Gene Ontology annotation, biological process: DNA-templated transcription initiation. NCBI's taxonomy places the organism in Eukaryota, Metazoa, Arthropoda, Insecta, Diptera, Muscidae. Gene Ontology annotation, cellular component: RNA polymerase I complex.